Messenger RNA from Condylura cristata (star-nosed mole), 762 nucleotides. RefSeq names its product CXXC finger protein 4 (gene CXXC4). The record is from RefSeq and is a predicted model, not a curated record. Gene Ontology annotation, molecular function: zinc ion binding; methyl-CpG binding. The transcript is spliced from 2 exons. The coding region runs from base 66 to 599 and encodes 177 amino acids. Lineage: Eukaryota; Metazoa; Chordata; Mammalia; Eulipotyphla; Talpidae. Gene Ontology annotation, cellular component: nucleus.
UGCACCCCCGGAGCGACUCGCAGCGGCUGGGCAAGGCUGGCUGCGCGCCCGAGCCGGCGCUGCAAAUGGCCAAUACUAAUUUCCUGUCCACCCUGUCCCCCGAGCACUGCAGACCUCUGGCGGGGGAAUGCAUGAACAAGCUCAAAUGCGGCGCCGCCGAAGCGGAGAUCAUGAAUCUGCCCGAGCGCGUGGGGACCUUCUCCGCCAUCCCGGCGCUGGGGGGCAUCUCGUUACCUCCGGGGGUCAUCGUCAUGACGGCGCUGCACUCCCCCGCCGCCGCCUCGGCCGCCGUCACGGACAGCGCCUUCCAGAUCGCCAACCUGGCGGACUGCCCGCAGACCCACUCGUCGUCGUCGUCCUCGGCCUCGUCCGGGGGCGCGGGCGGGGCCAACCCGGCCAAGAAGAAGAGGAAGCGCUGCGGGGUCUGCGUGCCCUGCAAGCGGCUCAUCAACUGCGGCGUGUGCAGCAGUUGCAGGAACCGCAAAACCGGACACCAGAUCUGCAAAUUUAGGAAAUGCGAAGAGCUCAAGAAAAAACCGGGCACUUCGCUAGAGAGAACGCCUGUUCCCAGCGCCGAAGCAUUCCGAUGGUUCUUUUAAAGCAGUAGUUUAUCUUAUUUUCAAGGCAUUUGGAAGUGAAGGGCACACUAGUGUCUUGUUUUAAGAAACUGCUUAGUCCACCACUGAAGAAAAUAUCCAGAUAUUAUUUUCAUUUUGUGUAUCGGGGUUUCUUCAAAAACAAAAACAAAAACAAAAAAAAAAA